Daphnia magna is the source of this 4667-nucleotide messenger RNA. RefSeq names its product 2-oxoglutarate and iron-dependent oxygenase JMJD4-like (gene JMJD4). Bases 1 to 1071 code for a protein of 356 amino acids. Gene Ontology annotation, molecular function: histone H4R3 demethylase activity; sequence-specific DNA binding. Gene Ontology annotation, biological process: protein hydroxylation; positive regulation of translational termination; negative regulation of gene expression. Gene Ontology annotation, cellular component: cytoplasm; nucleus. NCBI's taxonomy places the organism in Eukaryota, Metazoa, Arthropoda, Branchiopoda, Diplostraca, Daphniidae. The transcript is spliced from 8 exons. The record is from RefSeq and is a predicted model, not a curated record.
AUGGAGGUAGAUGUGAUUAAUAAUGAAGUUUGUUAUUCCGAAUUCUACAAUAAGUAUCUUAUCAUGAAUAGACCAUGUUUGCUUUCAAAGACACAUACUGAAUCGUGGCUCAGUAGAAAACUUUGGGCUGAAAAUGAAUUACCCAGCUGGGAGAACCUCUUGGACAGUUAUGGUGAAUCGGAAGUUCCUGUAGCUAACUGUGGUGAGUCAUACUUUGAUUCUCAUCCAAAGUCAAACUGGACUCUUAAGGAUUUUGUCACAUACAUGAGGGAAUACAAAGAAAAAGGAUAUCCAUCAACAAUGCCAUGCUUAUACUUAAAAGACUGGCAUUUGUUCAAACAUUUUCCGGGCUCAACAUCUAUGUAUGAAACCCCGAUUUAUUUUGCCAUUGACUGGCUGAAUGAAUACUGGAUUCAAGGCAAUCAAGAUGAUUACAGAUUUGUUUACAUUGGCCCAAAAGGAAGUUGGACUCCUCUGCAUGCAGAUGUUUACGGUUCAUUUAGCUGGUCAGCAAAUGUUGUGGGGAAAAAAAGAUGGAUUUUUCUUCCACCUGGUGAGGAAGUGAUACUAAAGUCGUUAUUGGGAAUCACUUCUCUUCCUCGUGAUUUAGAACAAAUCGAUAUUUCAGCGAUCGGUGUCACAUACUAUGACAUCGUACAAAGUGCUGGAGAGGUUGUUUUCGUCCCGUCAGGUUGGCAUCAUCAAGUGUGGAACCUGGAGGAUACUAUCUCCAUCAAUCACAACUGGUUUAAUGGAGCCAAUGCAAGCCACAUUCAUAAAGGACUGCUGAAUGCUUCCAUUGAGAUAGAAGAAGAGGUAUCCGGCUAUGGGACAAAUCUCGAUGAGGAACAACUUGAAGUUUUUCUUAAUAGUCAUUACGGAAUGAAUUUCCGGCAAUUCCGACAACUUUUACAAAUGGUCGUUGCAAGGAGAAAUUCGGGAUUUCUUAAGAUUCACUCCUUGAAAAAUUGCCUUUUAUGUUCUGGUGAUGGAUGGUGUAACCAACAACGUCAUCAAAACAUGGACCGCCAAGUGGCACUUGAGCUUCUAAAGUCGUUGAGCAAAAAAUGAACUGGUGUGAUUAGUAUCUCGUAGAAAAUGAAUUUAUUACGAAAAGUAGGCAGUACAAAAAUUAAUGCCCAUGUUUAAGCAGAUGGAUUCUUCAAAAAUCCAAUUCUACGUAAAUAACGCACGAUAAACGGAACACAUCCUAGGGUGACGCUGAUUCGAAUGGGCACCAAUAGCUUGUGAACAGCAUAUGCUACGAGAAAAGUGGACGCUCCUGACGCCAAUCUUGUAUUUAACAUUUCACUAGACACGCCCAUCCUGGAAAUCAUGCCAGGUACGUCUAGUCCGCUAUAAGAAAAUAACAAAAAAGGCAUUAAAUUAAAACAAUCGAUCAAAUACACUGUAAUUAAAAUUCAUGCAAAUGACCUGGCUACCGCUGCAUAACAGAUGCUUAGUGAUGUAACUGAUAUCAAGACGUGGAACACUAUGACAGUUGCGCCAUAAUCUUUAACAGCUCGCUUCAGUUUAGUUUUAGUUGACUCAGGUGCCUUAGCAUCGCUAUAAUAUCUCACCGAGCUCUGGUUAGGUAUCCAUGCAUUGUGCAAACCAUGCUGCAAAUACCAACAGUUACCUCUAAUUUUCAUGAUUCCUUCUUGCACACUCUGAUUACCUAGUUUGGAGGAAAACAAUUUCGGUUUAUGAAUUACCAAAUUUUUGUUUUAUUUUAUUAUUUCAAAAAAUUCAAUUACUUCCAGGGUGGAGAGUCUCCUGCAAGUCACUGGAAGUAAACUUAAUUUGUUGAUUGAUGCAGUUUUCUGGCAGAUUUAUUCGAGGAGAAUUUUCUUUUUCGAUACUCGGAUAAAAUGGUUGGGGCACAUUAGUCUGUGUCACAGCAUUCAAGCUAAUGGAACCAAGGCAUUCGUAGUUCUCUAGUUGUUGUGCUCCUACGUUUUAGGUAGGCAGUGAUUUAAAACCACAAUGAAGGUGAAACAAGCCUGCAUUUAAGUAUAGUACCUUGACUUGAUUGAUCACUCAUAAAGGAACCCCCAAACAUGGAAGAUGUCUGACUUUGAACAACCCCAAAACUGAUAUCCUUAUGUCUGUUAGCUGAGAAUCCAACCCGAUCUUGGGCAUCCAACUCUUCCAUGUUAGAAGGUAAUCCCGAUUGAUGUUUUGCACCAAAGUGAAAUUGAAUUCCUACACAGAAAGAGUUUGAGUGAUGUAAUAGUGUGUGCUUCCUUGACAUCUUAGUUAUAAAACUCACCCUGAACUGGAUGAUUUUUACAUACUAGAAGGCGGCUGACACUCCUAACAAGUAACAUGUUUGUGUAGUGACAAAUCAACUAGAGAUUCUGCUCAUAAGUGUUUUGGGUACUGUGACAGUAACCUCAGUUUCCUUGCUUUAUAUACUGCGCACGUUUAUGGUCUAUUUAUAGUGUCUAAUAACAGCUGCCAAAGAAAUGUUUCGAAAAGACUGGUCAAGUUGGCCGUCGAUUUUGUUUUCGACGCAACUUAAAAACUCCCGUCUCCUGUUGCUAGCAAAGAAAAAACGCCGAGCUUCAGCUUUGAAGAAAGUUUAUGUAACACAUCGUAUGCAAAAAAAAAAAAAAAAUUUUACAGUUCUCUUUAUUUUACCCGGGAUGAAAACGAAAUCCAACACCAUGAUGAUAAGAUAAAAACAUUACAGACGAAAGUUCUUGUUGCCAAAUAUUGUAAUUAACCGAUGAAAUUUGUAAAUUUUAAUGGCUAUUGGCUAUUUGUAAACUUCUUUUCUCUGAAACUUAAAUUGCUUAACAAAACGUCUUGUGACAUUCGCUGUACACGUGAUUUUUCUGUUCUUAGAUAUUUAGAUUACUAUAACUGCAUGUAUGACGUAUGACAGACUGCCGAAGCAGGGUUAUUUUGGAACGUAGCCACUAGCCAAGUAGCCAGUAGCCACUCACUUGGCCCAGUGAAAUGUUUUGAUUUUGAAACCAAGUUCAAGUUCAAUUGAGAAAUUUUUCAAAUUUUUAUUGCAGUUCCUUUUCUGCUUCAUAUUUUGCUAUUAUUUUCUUAUUGAUCGCACAACCCUAUAUGGCAACCGGUUUUAUCUCAAUUUACUUGUUUUCCGUUCCGUUGUUUCCGUUUUAAUUUUUUUAAGGCAGCCGAAAUGACGAAAAUAAAAGCGACAACAGUGCCGUUCGCGGUGAAAAAUAAAGCUUACACUCGCCGCCAGUCGGCCAUUAAACAGAACUCAAAAUAAGGCCCUGCACCUAUCAAUUAAAUUCUUUUCGAUGCUGACUGUCGUGUUCACAGGUGGAUGAAUGUUGAUAACACAUGCAUGGCGGUGGCUUGUCCUGAUCAUUAGAUUGUUGUAGCCUGUGGUGGUUGGCUUAUGUUGGGUUGGUCCUAAAGUUGUGCAUGCAUUUGCAUGUGCAAUGUGACCAGUUAUUUAUUGUGAUGGUUGAGAAUUUUCCUUUCUACAUAUCCCAAUUAAUAGUUUUAAAGGCUGGCUUACUAUAUAACUUGGUUUUGACAAAGUCCAUUGGAGUGGUGUCUUGACCAUGUUGUUGCAUUCUGUGGUGGUGAGUGAAAUUUUCAAGGUGUUAUUUAAACUUUUGUUCAUAGGUUUAAUCCUGAAGUUAAUUCAAUUGUCAUGUGUUACACAACAAGUUAUUUAUUCUGGGAUAAAUUGAGAAAUCUCUUUUCUAUGUAUCAUGUUUGAUGCUUUAAAUAUCUUGACAGGCCUGAUUACUGUAGAAAACUUGGUUGAAACUUAGAUACAAACGAUGUACGGGUCUGGCUUGUCCUCCUAAUUAUUCGAUCGAUCCUGAUAUGCAUGGAAAUUUCUUUUCUGCAUAUUGUUAAAAUUAAUAACUUUUGAUAGGUGGGUAACAGGUUUGUAUUUGGGUAGAGCAAAUGCUGCUGAAUUCUCCUCCUGACCAUGUGGUGAGUUUGUUUAUAAGAUAAUAGUUUUCUAUCGAGUUUUAUUCGUGAGUGGAAUUCUCUAUUCGCUGGUAUUGGUGCUGUUCUGGCGAUUGAAGUAUCCACGAAGCAACCGAGGAAUUUUACCGUUAAACUUGGAAACAGUUUCGUUCAAAAAAUGUUAUGAAAGAUGUUAAAUUGUGGGAUAUCAAUGUUUGAAAAGGAUAAAAUUGUCUAUUUUAUUCAUCAUAUGCCCUAGCUGAAGAGGCUGAAAAUUGUCAAACUUCCGGUGACGAAAUCUAUCCCAAUUGAAGUUGAAAAUGCGCCAAAAAUUUUCCUUUUUUUUUUUUCUUAAACGUUUUUGUAUUUUUAUAAAUUUAACAGUGCAUCCAUGUUAUUUUAUGUGUCACUGUUUCACCUUAACUUGUGAUACGUUCGUGGAUUGCUAGGAUUACUGUGUUAAUUAGAGAAAACUUAAGAAUGAUUUCCGUUACAAUGGACAUAGAAUUUCUUUCAAUCUCAAUGUUUUCAUCAGUGCAAUGUGGGGUUUUUCUCGUACAUGAAUUUGUGUUAACAUGGCGAUUUGGAAAUUUGUUCAUAACAAUUGACCAUUUUCUUUCUACCCUUUCCUUGUUGCUACCAUUAGUAUGCUUGGUUGGUUAACUGAAAAAGUAUUUUCGUUUACACUUGUUCAUUAUAACGUGUUUAUUAAAUGUCUAUUGAAAUGAUAAUAAAGCAAAUUAUUUCAAAUUUAA